AUGGCAGCUGGCACAGUCGCCGCUGAUCUCGCACAUCGCGGAAGCGGAAUCGGCCCUCUCCGCGCGCCUUCCGCGUUGGCGCGCGCAGCCGCGGUCAUGGGGCGGCUGGCGGAAGCCCCGCCGGCCAACGGCGCAGCAAAUGGCACCGCGAGUAGGACAAAACGGGGGGGAUCCGUGAAUGGGCGGCUGUCGUCUGGAUACGAUUUGAUGAUGGAAGAUCUGGUGGACGGCCAGGUUUGUCAUAUUCUGGACCGGCCGUCCAAGAAGCAGGUGUGCCUGUUCUACUGUAGCGAGAUGGCGGAUCUCGCGGCGAGUAUCGCGGAGGACGUGGAUAAUAUCGAGCUGAAGCCGAUCGAAUGGGGCAAGUUCGAGGACGGCUUUCCCAACCUCUUUGUGCCGAACGCGCAUGGAAUCAGGGGCCGCCACGUGGCGUUCCUGGCGUCCUUCAGCUCGCCAGCUGUCAUCUUCGAGCAGCUCUCCAUCAUCUACGCCAUCCCUCGCAUGUUCGUGGAGUCCUUCACGCUCGUCCUACCUUUCUUCCCGACUGGAACCAGUGAGCGAAUGGAGGACGAGGGGGACGUGGCGACGGCCUUCACUCUCUCACGAAUCCUCUCCAACAUCCCCAUCUCACGAGGCGGGCCCACCAGCCUCGUGAUCUUCGACAUUCACGCGCUGCAGGAGCGGUUUUACUUCGGAGAUAACGUGCUGCCGUGCUUUGAAAGCGGCAUUCCGCUGCUGAAGCACCGCCUGCACCAACUGCCAGACUCGGAUAACAUAACGAUCGCAUUCCCCGAUGAAGGAGCAUGGAAGAGGUUCCACAAGCAACUGCAGCACUACCCCAUGGUGAUAUGCACCAAGGUGCGCGAGGGGGAGAAGCGCAUUGUGCAACUCAAGGAGGGCAACCCCAAGGGACGGCACGUGGUGAUCGUGGACGAUCUAGUGCAGUCGGGAUCGACGCUCAUUGAAUGCCAGAGACUCUUGGCAGCGCAUAGAGCGGCGAAAGUGAGUGCGUAUGUGACCCACGGGGUGUUCCCCAACCAGACGUGGCGGCGAUUUAACCACGAUGCCAACGGCAAUCCAUCAGAGGGCUUUGCACACUUCUGGAUAACGGACUCCUGCCCCGCUACAGCCAAGGCUGUAGCCGACCGACCGCCGUUUGAGAUCCUCUCACUCACACGCUCCAUCCAAGCAGCCCUGCAACUACAUUGUCGUGCGCUCGCCGAGUCGCUCGUCUUCGCCGUUGUUCCAUCCUCCCAUUUUCACUCCGAGAAGUCCUGCCCAAAAUCCCCUCGACACCUCGUCGUCCCCCUCGCUCGCCUCACCUCCCUCCACCGCACCAGCCCAAGAUACCCGCGAACCAUCCGGUUCCUUGGAAGGGCCCGAGGCGGCAUUUGCUCCCGCCAGCCAGAUGGUGCAUCCGGUUCCUUGGAAGGGCCCGAGGCGGCAUUUGCAUCGCUUAUUGCUGCUUCUCCGAUUGCUGGUAAGGCGUUGGCCAUGGGGUGUGUGUAUGUGUGUGUGUGUGUGUGUGUGUGUGUGUGUGUGUGUGUGUGUGUGUGUGUGUGUGCGUGCGUGCGUGCGUGCGUGCGUGCGUGCGUGCGUGCGUGCGUGCGUGCGUGCGUGCGUGCGUGCCAACCUGUUUCGGUGCUGGAGUUUCACGAGUGGAGACGCUAA
Molecule: messenger RNA, 1671 nt
Organism: Closterium sp. Yama58-4
Lineage: Eukaryota; Viridiplantae; Streptophyta; Zygnematophyceae; Desmidiales; Closteriaceae
Source: the annotation of a GenBank genome assembly